Hemicordylus capensis (graceful crag lizard) is the source of this 3190-nucleotide messenger RNA. RefSeq names its product midline 1 (gene MID1). Gene Ontology annotation, molecular function: protein binding; zinc ion binding. Lineage: Eukaryota; Metazoa; Chordata; Lepidosauria; Squamata; Cordylidae. The record is from RefSeq and is a predicted model, not a curated record. The transcript is spliced from 10 exons. The coding region runs from base 309 to 2312 and encodes 667 amino acids.
GCUGCGAUUUGAAAUAGGAGCUAGGCGGACAGUUGUUCUCUACUCCUGACUUGUAAUAGGCUAGCAGGGACAAGGUUGAGAAACUUGACAUUGUCUUAAGAACGGGGGCGGGGGGGAGAGAUAAAAGGAACUAGGAGUCACAGAGUUGCCGGCUUGUUGGGAACUGCGAAACUGGAUGGAAUUCUGCUUUGUAAUCCUGAAACUCUCGUUUCUUGCUGGAUGGAUAAUGGAAUUCUAAACAUGAGGCAGCAGAUAGCUGAUCAGCUUUCCUGGAUUUCGCUGACGACACAGGAAAGCUUUGCCUGAAGAUGGAAACACUGGAGUCGGAACUGACCUGCCCUAUCUGUCUGGAGCUGUUUGAAGAUCCGCUGCUGCUGCCUUGUGCUCACAGUCUCUGUUUCAACUGUGCGCAUCGCAUCUUGGUCUCCCACUGUGCCACCAACGAAUCAGUGGAAUCUAUCACCGCCUUCCAGUGCCCUACUUGUCGUUAUGUCAUCACUCUCAAUCAACGUGGUCUAGACGGACUCAAACGCAACGUCACGCUGCAGAAUAUUAUCGACAGGUUUCAGAAAGCUUCAGUGAGCGGGCCCAAUUCUCCUAGUGAAACUCGCCGAGAGCGGGCUUUUGAUACUAACAGUAUGUCCUCUAGUGAAAAAGUUCUUUGUCAGUUCUGUGACCAGGACCCUGCUCAGGAAGCAGUGAAGACCUGUGUAACUUGCGAAGUAUCCUACUGCGAGGAGUGCUUAAAAGCAACUCAUCCAAACAAGAAGCCAUUUACUGGCCAUCGUUUAAUCGAGCCUAUUCCAGACUCGCAUAUCAGAGGAUUAAUGUGUCUGGAGCACGAGGAUGAGAAAGUGAACAUGUAUUGUGUGACGGAUGACCAGUUAAUCUGUGCCUUGUGCAAACUGGUUGGGAGGCAUCGUGAUCACCAGGUGGCAGCUUUAAGUGAACGCUAUGACAAAUUAAAGCAAAAUUUGGAAAGUAAUCUAACCAACCUUAUUAAGAGAAAUACUGAACUGGAAACUCUUUUGGCUAAAUUAAUUCAAACUUGCCAGCAUGUAGAGGUGAACGCGUCCCGACAAGAAACCAAGCUGAUGGAGGAAUGUGACCUGCUUAUUGAAAUAAUCCAACAACGGCGUCAAAUAAUUGGAACCAAAAUCAAGGAAGGGAAGGUGGUGAGAUUGAGAAAACUGGCCCAGCAGAUAGCCAAUUGCAAGCAGUGCAUUGAGCGGUCCACCUCUCUGAUCUCACAAGCUGAGCAAUCUCUGAAGGAGAAUGAUCAUGCACGCUUCCUGCAGUCUGCUAAAAACAUAACGGAAAGAGUCGCCAUGGCAACAGCAUCCUCUCAGGUUUUAAUUCCUGAAAUUAAUCUCAAUGACACUUUUGACACCUUUGCACUGGAUUUCACCCGAGAGAAGAAGCUACUGGAAUGCCUUGAUUAUCUUACAGCUCCAAAUCCUCCGACAAUAAGAGAAGAGCUCUGUACAGCUUCAUAUGACACAAUCACCGUUCACUGGACUUCAGAUGAUGAAUUCAGUGUGGUCUCUUAUGAGCUGCAGUAUACAAUCUUCACUGGACAAGCUAAUGUAGUUAGUCUGUGUAAUUCAGCCGACAGCUGGAUGAUUGUUCCAAAUAUCAAACAAAACCACUACACAGUGCACGGGCUGCAAAGUGGCACCAAGUAUAUCUUCGUUGUUAAGGCCAUUAAUCAGGCUGGCAGCCGAAACAGUGAGCCUGGAAAGCUGAAGACCAAUAGCCAACCAUUCAAGCUGGAUCCCAAGUCUGCCCACAGAAAGCUAAAAGUAUCUCAUGACAACUUGACAGUGGAGCGUGAUGAAACAUCUUCUAAAAAGAGCCACACACCUGAACGUUUUACCAGCCAAGGGAGCUAUGGGGUAGCUGGCAAUGUGUUUAUUGACAGUGGACGGCAUUACUGGGAAGUGGUUAUCAGUGGGAGUACAUGGUAUGCCAUUGGUAUUUCUUACAAGUCAGCACCAAAACAUGAGUGGAUUGGAAAAAAUUCUGCCACUUGGGUUCUUUGUCGCUGUAAUAAUACAUGGGUGGUGAGACAUAACAGCAAAGAGAUUCCAAUUGAGCCUGCACCUCACCUUCGUCGGGUUGGCAUUCUGCUGGACUACGACAAUGGCUCUUUGGCCUUUUAUGAUGCUUUGAACUCUUUACAUCUGUACACUUUUGAAAUUACGUUUGCACAGCCUGUGUGCCCAACAUUCACCGUCUGGAAUAAGUGUUUGACAAUAAUAACAGGACUUCCCAUCCCAGACCACUUAGAUUCCACUGAGCAGGUGCCAUGAUGGUUGCUGAACAGGAACUGAUGGUUGAAUGUCCAGUGGACCUCACAUCUGUGUCCCACUGAACUGUGACUGAAAAGACGCUCAAAGAAACACAUUUCAUACAAAAGUGUCCCUGAUGCUACAAGCCAGGACUGAUAAUGGGAUGAUCUCUUCAGUCUUUGCUGUUUGUUUUAUAUUAAAGGCAAGAUAUGGCUUUAAUAAUUUCUCAAAACACUUUUGUACUUCGUCUCUACAGGAAAAUUUAUAAAUUAUUUAUAAAAGAAGAUAAGAAAAAGAAACCGUGAAUUUGACAUUUGCAUUUGGGCACCUCUCAAGAAUUCCUUGUUUUUGCACAUUAAGGGCUCUAUCACAAAGAUUUUAUUAGCUGUUUCCCAUAUUUUGAUUUUAUAAUAGAGAAAGCAAGUUGGAAUUAUUUGAAAGUAGGAUGCAAUACUAAUUCUUCCAUUUUUGUUCAUAUUUGGAGCUUCUUUAAGCAUCACUUUUAUUAUAUGAAACAUCCCUUCAACUUGGAGCACAUUAACCCUGUACAUCAAGAAAUUCUUUCCAGAAAUGUCAAUGCCUAAAUCAACUGCUAUAUUAUAGAUAGCAAUUUUCCUAUCUACUGAUAUUUCACCUUGGUCACUUUUAAGGAUAUAUUCAUUUGAUUCUUGCGUCAGAAAACCAGCAAUAGUGAAAAAGAACAGCCAAGUCUGACGUACCACAGAGAUCAGUGAUGCUCAAGUUUUGGUGGUACGAUGUGGAUUAACAUCAUUUAAAAGGUACACACAGCACCUACAUAUGCAGUUUAGGAGACGGGCUAUGUACAACUGAUUAUGCUACGUACAUAGCAUUUUGUUAUACUAUGUUAUCAUGUAUCAAUAAAAAAAAUAGCAAAGGCA